Molecule: messenger RNA, 1692 nt
Organism: Gekko japonicus
Lineage: Eukaryota; Metazoa; Chordata; Lepidosauria; Squamata; Gekkonidae
Gene: EDNRB
Product: endothelin receptor type B
Exons: 7
Coding region: 213-1277 (354 amino acids)
Biological process (GO): enteric nervous system development; G protein-coupled receptor signaling pathway; regulation of blood pressure
Cellular component (GO): membrane
Molecular function (GO): endothelin receptor activity
Source: RefSeq, a predicted model, not a curated record
GCCUCGGCGCGCUCUGGAGCCUGGCGGUGUUGCUGAGCUGCAGCGGCGCCGUGGAACGGAGCGCCCCUCCGCCCCACCUGGAAGGGGCGCUGCAGCCGAGCCUCGCCCCCCCGGGGACCACCGCCGCCCCGGCCACUGGAGGCCUGGAGCGACGGGGCGCCAAUCUGUCGCGCCCGGGUGCGCCCGGCUCGGCCCUUUCCCGCCCGUACCCGAUGUGCCCCCGCCGGCCGGAGAUCAAGGAGUCGUUCAAGUACGUCAACACGCUGGUGGCCUGCGUGGUCUUCGGGCUGGGCAUCAUCGGCAACUCCACGCUGCUGGGGAUCAUCUACAAGAACAAGUGCAUGAGGAACGGGCCCAACAUCCUCAUCGCCAGCCUGGCCCUGGGGGACCUCCUCCACAUCCUCAUCGAUAUCCCCAUCAACUUGUACAGGCUCCAUUCUGGAGGAAACUGGCCUUUUGGAGUAGAACUAUGUAAACUGGUCCCCUUCAUUCAAAAGACAUCAGUGGGCAUCACGGUGUUAAGUUUAUGUGCUCUCAGUAUUGACAGGUAUCGGGCAGUAGCUUCCUGGAGCCGUAUCAAAGGAAUUGGAGUGCCCAAGUGGACAGCUGUAGAAAUCGUAUUGAUCUGGACCGUGUCUCUCGUCUUAGCCGUUCCUGAAGCGAUAGGUUUUGAUAUGAUUGCUAUAGAAUACAGAGGAGAGAAAAUUCGAUCUUGCCUACUAAAUCCCCAGCAAAAAACACCUUUCAUGCAGCUCUACAAGGAAGCUAAAGAUUGGUGGCUGUUCAGCUUUUAUUUCUGUUUGCCACUGGCAACCACUGCCCUCUUCUAUACCUUGAUGACCUGUGAGAUGCUAAGAAAGAAGAGUGGGAUGCAGAUUGCUUUGAAUGACCACUUAAAACAGAGACGGGAAGUGGCCAAAACUGUGUUCUGCUUAGUGCUUGUUUUCGCAUUGUGCUGGCUCCCCCUUCACCUUAGUAGAAUACUGAAGCUCACCAUCUACAAUGACAGUGACCCCAAUAGAUGUGAAUUCUUGAGCUUUUUGCUGGUCAUGGACUACAUUGGCAUUAACAUGGCAUCUCUGAAUUCGUGCAUUAAUCCCAUCGCUCUCUAUUUUGUAAGCAAAAGAUUCAAGAACUGCUUUAAGUUGUGCCUGUGUUGUUGGUGUCAGUCCAAAGAUAUGCUGUCCUUGGAAGAGAAACAGUCCUGCCUGAAGUUCAGAGCUAAUGAUCACGGAUAUGACAAUUUCCGCUCCAGUAACAAGUACAGCUCAUCUUAAACGAGGUGGCGUUACCCUCAGCUCUUGUACGCUGUUUCCAGGGCCUUCCUUUGAGUGGGGGUGACAAGGACUGUUAAGAAAAAAAACACUUGGGUCUCUAAAACCCAUACAUUUGGCAUUUGCAUCGCAAUGCAAAUGGGUUUUUACCGCUCAUAAUCGUGCAUGGUGUCUGUAACUGUUGGAGAAACAAAAAAGCCCCUUGUUAGAGCACUUAAAUUCUUCAGAAAUGAGCACUUCCAGAUCAUCCACAAAUAAAUUAAAUUACUGUGUAUUCAUUGGAGCAGCCCUGGAAGGCUGCGUAAUAAUUUUUCGUAUAUAGCAUAGCAUGAUUGUUGGCAGAACAGAGCCAGCAUUGUCUAUAAAUCACCGUAUCCUCUUUUUUUAGUGUAAAAAUACACAGACAAGUACGUCCAUC